UUUAUUUCACUUGUUUACGUCAUGAUUGCUUUACAUAAGUAUUCUAAUCCAAUAUUGGAAAAAAUGGAAAAACAGAAUCAAUUUUUAACACUUAUUCAAUUAUGUAUUCCAACGGCUGUUAUUUAUUUGAUUGGAUUUUAUAUUUAUUUCCAUGCAUAUUUGAAUUUUCUUGGUGAAGUAAUGAAAUUCUCUGACAGGGAAUUUUAUGGUCCCGUAUGGAAUUCUAAUUCAAUAUUAGAUUAUUGGAGAAAUUGGAAUAAAAGAUUUACUCAAUGGUGUAAAAGGCAUCUUUACAUACCUUUAAUUAAAUUAGGCUGGACUAAAUUUUGGGCACAAGAAGUAGUCUUUGUACUUUCUGAUUUGUUUCAUGCUUAUGCAUAUUAUUUUGCAUUCAAAAAAGUUCUUAUUGGAGGAAUGAUGACACAACCAUUAUUUGGAAGGUUAUUAGAGCGAAUUAUUGGGCAUGGACGUUGUGGAAAUUUCCUUUUCUGGUUUUAUAUUAUUUUCACACAUGCAGGAGCGAGUAUUUUUCUAUAUGAACAUCUAAAAAAUAAACUGUCAUAA
Molecule: messenger RNA, 564 nt
Organism: Meloidogyne enterolobii
Lineage: Eukaryota; Metazoa; Nematoda; Chromadorea; Rhabditida; Meloidogynidae
Source: the annotation of a GenBank genome assembly